Prunus mume (Japanese apricot) is the source of this 1476-nucleotide messenger RNA. The record is from RefSeq and is a predicted model, not a curated record. NCBI's taxonomy places the organism in Eukaryota, Viridiplantae, Streptophyta, Magnoliopsida, Rosales, Rosaceae.
UGAAAAAAAGAAGUAAAUUCCCUUCUUUUCAGAUUUCUGAAGUUAGCGGUAAACUCAACUCUCUCUUGCGCGCUCUCUCUCUCUCUCUCUCUCUCUCUCUCUCUCUCUGUUUCUGUGUGCAGAAGCCUUCGAGAGCAAAUUGAGAUUUGAUUUGGUCCAAACGCUGAUGACGAGCAAUGAGAGACCUAGAUUGUUUCUCCGUGAUCUUCUAUUUCGUAUAGAGAAUUCUGCGUAUAUGGAGAGUUCGAGCUCGCUGAUGCUAGGCGAGAAGCUGUGCGCGGUGUUCAAACCACUGAUUGCCCUCGUUGAGGCUUUCAUCUUCAGCUUAGUUGGUUGCUUCGGUCGACAACGGCCUCAUCAGCGCCUCUCCUACACUUACGACGAAAUCGUUCGCCUUGCUGCCAGCUCUCCAUUUACUGUAAAUGAGGUGGAAGCGUUGCGCGAAUUGUUCAACCAGUUGAGUAGUUCGAUUCUUGAUGAUGGCUUAAUUCACAAGGAGGAGCUCAGGUUGGCGCUAUUCAAAACUCCAGCAGGUGAAAAUCUUUUCCUGGAUAGGGUGUUUGAUGUUUUCGACGAAAAGAAAAAUGGCGUGAUUGAAUUUGAGGGGUUUGUCCAUGCGCUUAGUGUUUUUCAUCCAUGUGCACCUCUUGAAGACAAGAUUGAUUUCGCAUUUAGGUUGUAUGAUUUGAGACAAAGUGGAUAUAUUGAGCGGGAAGAAGUCAGGCAAAUGGUAGUUGCCACUUUGUUGGAAUCUGGCAUACAUGUGCCAGAUGAAACUCUUGAAGCUAUCGUCAAUAAGGCAAGAAUUACCGAUGCUAAAACUUCUGUAUGUUUCCCUUAUUCCGAAGUUUUGUACUCUCAAAGUUCUCUUUCGUUGCACAGACAUUUGCAGAUGCUGAUUCUGACAAGGAUGAUAAAAUUAGCAAAGACGAAUGGAAAGUUUUUGCUCUUCAGCACCCAACACUUCUAAAGAACAUGACGCUUCCACAUUUAAAGGACAUCACGACAGUCUUCCCGAGCUUUAUUUUCAACACCGAAGUCGAAGACUAAUGUCGGCAAUGCUAUUCCUAAAGUAAGCUUGGAUGCUGAGGCAAAGGUUAGAUGAUAUGGUGCGUUGUGGGAUUUUCUGGGUUGUGAUUUUUACUGCCUUGAAGGUUCCCUCACUUCAACUGGCUUGGGAUUGAGAAAGUGAAAAGCAACCUCAACCUCAACCUCAUCAAGAACCUCGUUUGGAAACGGCAGCACACCACAUCCCUUUCCAUCAUCAAAAUCAGUUUCAAUUCCUCGGCCGGAACUUUGCAGUGUCCUGAAAAUUAGAUCUGGCUGGUCCAGACUGGUCAAAUUAAGUUCACCAAGAACAAGAACCAAUAAUUUAUGUAUAGUAAUUGAAAAGAACAUUUGACCCAAAUAAAUAAAUAAAUAAAAGUAAUUGAAAAAAGCAUAAAUUAUUUAGUGAGUACGAAAGUCACAUUUUAA